Penicillium maclennaniae is the source of this 771-nucleotide messenger RNA. Its product is annotated as MARVEL domain-containing protein. The transcript is spliced from 2 exons. Lineage: Eukaryota; Fungi; Ascomycota; Eurotiomycetes; Eurotiales; Aspergillaceae. The annotation marks the transcript as partial. Gene Ontology annotation, cellular component: membrane. The record is from RefSeq and is a predicted model, not a curated record.
AUGCUGGCGCUCCAUAUUGCCCUGUAUGCCAUCAUCGGCACCUGUUUCACCUUCUCCGUGAUCGAGCUAGGACUGUGUGCCUAUGUGGUUGCUGUCUACACUGGUCGUCGUACAGAAUCCUACUAUGAUUUUGUCACGGGUAACGAAGUCUCGCAGACUGUCCACGUCAGUACCCCGGGCAUCUUGGCUUUCCUCGUCUUCUCUGCCGUCUGGUCUAUGCUGGUCUCUGUGGUUGGCCUGGGCUUGCCUUGGCUCCUCACUAGCAAGGGCAAGGCCACGGCCACAUUGAACCGCAUCCUGGGCAUCAUCUUUGCCGUUCUCUAUGGUGUCACUGGGGUGUUCUGGCUGGCCUGCUUUGCCGAUAUCGCGGCCAAUCUCGAUGGUGUUACCAGCUACAAUGACUACUUGAAUGCUGUGAUUGCGUUUGCGGUCCUGCUAUGGCUUCUCUUCAUGGCCCUUUUCAUCUUGUCAAUUCUGGCACUUUGCGGCGUACUCUUUUCCGACUGGCUCGGUUACCAGUCUCUGCGCAAUACUGAGGAAGUCGGCGCACCACAAGAGGUUCGGGAAGCCGGUCUUGCUGCCCAUGACGCUACGGCUCAUGAUGUGCAUACCAGUACGGUUCCGGUCCCUCCUCCGUCAGAAUUGUCAAUUCGUGAUCGUGAUGCUGAGGCCAUGCAUAAUCAGACCAUGAGUAGCGCUCAUAGCGUCUCGUCGCCAUCGGGAAUCAACAGCGUCGAGCUUAGCGGUGAUAGCGCCGUGCACACGUCCCAA